This is a messenger RNA of Chaetura pelagica (chimney swift), 930 nucleotides long. RefSeq names its product slowmo homolog 2 (Drosophila) (gene PRELID3B). The record is from RefSeq and is a predicted model, not a curated record. Gene Ontology annotation, molecular function: phosphatidic acid transfer activity. Gene Ontology annotation, cellular component: mitochondrial intermembrane space. Gene Ontology annotation, biological process: phospholipid transport. Lineage: Eukaryota; Metazoa; Chordata; Aves; Apodiformes; Apodidae.
GCCACCCCUGGGAAACAGUAACGACGGCUGCCAUGCAGAAAUACCCAAAUCCCAUGAACCCCAGCGUGGUUGGAGUCGAUGUCCUGGACAGACACAUAGAUUCCAGUGGAAAGCUGCACAGCCACCGGCUCCUCAGUACGGAAUGGGGAAUUCCCUCCAUUGUGAAAUCGCUCAUUGGCACAUGCAGAACAAAGACAUAUGUUCAGGAGCACUCUAUAGUUGACCCAGUGAGAAAAACAAUGGAGCUUAAGUCCUGCAAUAUUUCAUUUACAAACCUAGUGUCAGUAGAUGAGAGGCUUGUCUAUAAACCACACCCUCAUGAACCAGACAAAACCAUUUUGACACAAGAAGCAAUCAUAUCUGUAAAAGGCAUCAGUCUCAGCAGUUACCUAGAAGGCCUAAUGGCAAACACAAUUUCCUCCAAUGCUAAUAAAGGCCGUGAAGCAUUGGAAUGGGUAAUUAACAGAUUGAAUGCUGAAAUUGAAGAAUUCACAGCUUCAGAGAGGAACCAUGAGGAAUUCAAUGGCAGCAGCAGCAUUUGUAGAGAAAUGAUAGUGAAUAUACCUGUAUUACUAACAAGGUUUAACAAUCUGAAGCUUCUCUCCAAACUUAAAACACAGGUAUUCUUUGUUAUUUAAAGACAUACCUGUGUAUUGGGCAUGUUUCAAAUUUAAUUUGGAGAAAAGCUGAAUUAUUACUAAUGAGGCUAAUGCACAAAGCCUAGUUAACAUAUUCGUUCAGCUGGACCGAAUCUGGGUUACAGAUGAAGAAAUGAUUUUCAAGUAUAGUUCCUGUAUUUACAUGAACACUAACCAUGUGUUCAGAUCUGAAACAGCCUCGUUUAGUAAUGAGGUGCAUACGGUGGAGGAGACUGGGAUGUUAGGUUAACUUCUGUGGAAUUUUGUGUGUGUGACUUAUGGACUACCUCUU